UUGUCCAUGGUUCGAUCUAUAUCAUAGAGAUUCAAUUAGGAGCUCACUGAAAAUGUUCAUCACCUCAACAACAACAACACCACCAACAACAACACCUCAACCUCCAUCUCAAUCUCCAUCUUCACCACCACCACCACCACCACCACCUCAACCUCCAUCUCAACCACCCAUACCACCUCCAUCUCCCACAGGACCUACACCAGAUCUAUCCCCCCACACCAUCUCCAUCUCCAACAAUGAUCAAGAAGAUGAAAUUGUUCCGGAAUCAUUAACAACAACACCACCAACAACAACACCUCAACCUCCAUCUCAAUCUCCAUCUUCACCACCACCACCACCACCUCAACCUCCAUCUCAACCACCCAUACCACCUCCAUCUCCCACAGGACCUACACCAGAUCUAUCCCCCCACACCAUCUCCAUCUCCAACAAUGAUCAAGAAGAUGAAAUUGUUCCGGAAGCUCCAACAUCCAUCACUCCUACUACUACUACUACCUUCAGGCAAAGGGCCCAAACAUUCACAAUUGCCAUAUUCCUGCAAUUGUUGUUUGCCCUUUUGAACUUAUUUGCCAAGCUGUCGAUGGAUGACGGGAGGAGCAGUUUUGUCUUCGUUGCCUAUCGAAGUAUAGUGGCAUUUAUGGUUGUAACACCAUUUGCAUUAUACUUUCAAUGGAAUCAAUUGCCAAAAAUUACAACAGGAAUAUUCUUUAGGAUAUUGGCAACUAGUCUGCUAGGGCUUUUGGAUCAAAAUUUGUACUUGUUGGGGAUGAAAUACACCACAGCAACCUACGCGACUGCCAUGAGCAAUUUGCUCCCUGUUAUCACAUUCAUUUUGGCUUGUAUUCACAGGACCGAAACUAUCAACCUAGGAUCUAGACGACACCAAGCAAAGGUGUUAGGCACAAUACUUAUUGUUUUGGGUGCCAUGGUGAUGACAAUGGUUAAAGGUUCCAUACUGUUUGGGACAGUUGGAGCCAUUAACCACGGUCAUCAUGGUGGUUCUCAUACAAUAGUUGGAUUGAUCUUCAUCUUAUUAGGGUGUACAUCUUUUGCUUAUUCCAGUAUCCUCCAAACUAUCCUCAUUAAUGAGUACCACUUCCCAGCACUCUCCCUUGUUUCAACUAAUUCCUUUUUGGGGAGUAUUGGAGGGCUAAUAGUCGCUUGGAUUGUAGAAAGUCGAUCUUCUUAUACAGUAUGGACGAUCUUUAGAUGGGAUCUGACAUUACUGUCUAUCAUUUAUGCGGUAUGA
Messenger RNA from Trifolium pratense (red clover), 1249 nucleotides. Its product is annotated as WAT1-related protein At2g37460-like. Gene Ontology annotation, molecular function: transmembrane transporter activity. Lineage: Eukaryota; Viridiplantae; Streptophyta; Magnoliopsida; Fabales; Fabaceae. Bases 53 to 1249 code for a protein of 398 amino acids. Gene Ontology annotation, cellular component: plasma membrane. The record is from RefSeq and is a predicted model, not a curated record. The transcript is spliced from 6 exons.